AUGACCUCUAGAUUCCGGCUAAUGGACCUUCCGGGGGAGCUGUUUGACAAUGUCAUUGCGCAUUACGUACACAGUGUUCCCGUUCAUGAUGCCUCGGCUACUCGGGCAGUCUCCAGGGCAUUUGACCAAGCUAUAAGCUACCAGAUGAUCGCAAAUCUAUCGCAAGACGGCAUGAAGGUCUCACCACUCCGCGCGUGUCCGGCCUCCAGAACCACCAAGCCCUCUACUCACGACAAACGUUCACUCCGAAUCAUCGCCCGUAUACAUUACGAUCUUCACACCAUCAUUGGCCGCCCCUAG
Alternaria alternata is the source of this 300-nucleotide messenger RNA. RefSeq lists its product as hypothetical. NCBI's taxonomy places the organism in Eukaryota, Fungi, Ascomycota, Dothideomycetes, Pleosporales, Pleosporaceae. The transcript has 2 exons. The record is from RefSeq and is a predicted model, not a curated record. The coding region runs from base 1 to 300 and encodes 99 amino acids.